CGCGCCCGCCUCCCGCCCCCUGCCGGUCGCCCGGGGCGCGCUCGAGGGAAGGGUCGGGUCCGGGCACGGCGACUGCCAACUAGGUCUGGGCUGAGUGCGCGCGUCCUUCCACCUUGUAGGCGCCGGACUGACCGACCCCAGCGGAGAGGGGUGACAGCCUCUGUGCCUCUCUCCGCCUCCCGUCGUCGCCAGGCGCCCGAGGACCAUGUUCUCCGGCCCGCGGAGGUGGGGCGCCCGCGGCGACUACGAGCGGGUCCCCGAGGGGCCUGAGGCGCAGAAAUGCAAUCCAGAGAAAAGUGCUUCAUUCUUCAGUCGGAUGACAUAUUCCUGGUUUAGCAGAAUAAUUCUUUUAGGAUAUAAGAAACCUUUGGAAAGAGAAGAUCUUUUUGAAUUAAAUGAAAGUGAUUCUUCCUAUAUUGUGUGUCCCAUCUUUGAAAAACAAUGGAGGAAGGAAGUUUUAAGGAAUCAAGAGAGGCAAGAAAUAAAGGCAUCCUUUCAUAAAGAGGCACGUGCCAGGAAACCAUCUCUGCUCUAUGCAUUGUGGAACACCUUUAAGUUUGUCCUGAUUCAAGUUGCUUUAUUCAAAGUGUUUGCUGAUAUUUUGUCCUUCACUAGCCCACUCAUAAUGAAGCAAAUGAUUAUUUUCUGUGAACAUCGCCAAGAUUUUGGAUGGAGAGGCUAUGGUUAUGCUUUGGCACUUUUUGUUGUAGUCUUUUUGCAAACCUUGAUCCUUCAGCAAUAUCAACGUUUUAACAUGCUCACUUCAGCAAAAAUUAAGACAGCUGUAAUUGGACUCAUCUACAAAAAGGCCCUACUUUUAUCUAAUGUCUCACGAAAGAGGUUUUCAACUGGGGAAGUUAUUAACUUGAUGUCAGCAGAUGCCCAGCAGCUCAUGGACUUGACCGCAAACCUCAAUCUCCUUUGGUCAGCCCCUUUACAAAUCCUGAUGGCCGUAUCACUGCUUUGGCAAGAGUUGGGUCCAGCAGUGUUGGCAGGGACAGCAGUCCUGGUGUUGGUUAUACCAAUAAAUGCUUUGGUUGCAACUAGAGUAAAAAAGCUAAAGAAAAGCCAAACGAAGAACAAAGAUAAACAGAUAAAACUACUCAAUGAAAUCUUACAUGGAAUUAAGAUCCUCAAACUUUAUGCAUGGGAACCCUCCUAUAAAAAGAAGAUUGUUGAAAUUCGAGAACAGGAGUUAGAAGUUCAAAAAUCAGCUGGGUAUCUUGCUGUAUUUUCUAUGCUGACAUUAACUUGCAUUCCAUUCUUGGUGUCCCUGGCGACGUUUGGCAUCUAUUUCUUAUUGGAUGAAGGAAACUUUUUAACAGCCACUAAAGUGUUCACAUCUAUGUCUUUGUUUAAUAUUUUGAAGCUUCCUUUGUUUGAUUUACCAAUGGUGAUCUCAGCUGUGGUCCAGACAAGAAUAUCAUUGGGUCGGUUGGAAGACUUUCUCAACACUGAGGAGCUUCUUCCUCAAAAUAUUGAAACAAACUACAUAGGAGAUCAUGCCAUUGGUUUUACAAAUGCUUCCUUCUCCUGGGAUAAAACAGGGAUUCCAGUACUUAAAAACUUGAACAUAAAGAUUCCAGAAGGAGCUUUAGUGGCUGUCAUAGGGCAAGUUGGAUCUGGAAAAUCAUCUGUGCUUUCUGCCAUGCUUGGGGAAAUGGAGAAACUUACAGGAGUUGUUCAAAGAAAGGGUUCCGUGGCUUAUGUUGCCCAGCAGGCCUGGAUUCAGAAUUGCAUUUUACAAGAAAACAUUCUUUUUGGCUCCACCAUGCAGAAGCAAUUUUAUGAGCAAGUAUUGGAAGCCUGUGCUCUCCUUCCUGAUUUGGAGCAGUUACCAAAUGGAGAUCAAACUGAGAUUGGAGAAAGAGGUGUGAAUAUAAGUGGGGGCCAGAAGCAUCGAGUGAGUCUGGCCAGAGCUGUGUAUAGCAGGGCUGACAUCUACCUCCUGGAUGAUCCCUUUUCUGCAGUUGAUGUCCAUAUUGGAAAGCAACUUUUUGAAAAAGUGAUUGGGUCCUCGGGUAUUUUGAAAAACAAGACUCGUGUUUUAGUGACACACAACCUCACACUGCUACCACAGAUGGAUUUGAUUGUUGUAAUGGAGAGUGGCAGAGUUGCACAAAUGGGAACAUACCAGGAGCUGCUGUCUAAAACCAGAAACCUCACACAUUUGCUUCAGGCCUUCAGUGAACAAGAAAAAGCUCAUGCUUUAAAGCGAGUCAGUGUAAUCAACUCCAGAACUAUACUGAAAGACCAAAUCUUGGAGCAAAAUGAUAGGCCCUCAUUGGAUCAAGGAAAACAAUUCUCAAUGAAAAAGGAAAAGAUCCCUAUUGGUGGGGUGAAGUUUUCAAUCAUUCUGAAGUACCUCCAAGCCUUUGGCUGGCUCUGGGUGUGGCUGAGUGUGGCCAGUUAUGUAGGGCAGAAUUUGGUAGGCAUUGGGCAGAAUCUAUGGCUGAGUGCCUGGGCAAAAGAAGCAAAACACAUGAAUGAGUUCACAGAAUGGAAGCAAAUAAGAAGCAAUAAACUUAAUAUCUAUGGAUUAUUGGGAUUAAUGCAAGGUUUCUUUGUCUGCUCUGGAGCCUAUAUACUCACUCGAGGGUCCCUGGCUGCCUCUCGAACAUUGUAUGCUCAGCUAUUGGAUAAUGUGCUACACCUCCCGCUCCAGUUUUUUGAAACCAGUCCUAUAGGCCAGAUAAUCAAUCGGUUCACCAAGGACAUGUUUAUAAUUGAUAUGCGUUUCCAUUACUACUUACGGACCUGGGUGAAUUGUACAUUGGAUGUUAUUGGAACAGUUUUGGUCAUUGUAGGAGCUUUACCACUCUUCAUUCUGGGGGUUAUUCCCUUGGUUUUCCUCUAUUUCACUAUACAGAGAUACUACGUAGCAAGCUCUCGGCAGAUUCGACGACUGGCAGGAGCCUCUCGCUCUCCUAUCAUUUCCCACUUUAGUGAGACUUUAUCAGGGGUGUCCACUAUCCGGGCAUUUGGACACGAACAGAGGUUUAUCCAGCAAAACAAAGAGGUGGUGAAUGAGAACUUGGUCUGUUUCUACAAUAAUGUAAUUUCAAACAGGUGGCUGUCUGUUAGACUUGAAUUCCUUGGCAACCUAAUGGUAUUUUUUGCUGCACUGCUUGCUGUGCUGGCUGGCAGUUCGAUAGAUUCAGCAAUAGUUGGCUUGUCCAUAUCCUAUGCCCUAAAUAUUACUCAAUCUCUGAAUUUUUGGGUAAGGAAAGCUUGUGAAAUUGAAACCAAUGCAGUUUCCAUUGAAAGAGUUUGUGAAUAUGAAAAUAUGGGUAAAGAGGCACCCUGGAUAAUGUCUAAAAGGCCUCCAGCACAAUGGCCCAACAAAGGAAUAGUGGAAUUUAUUAAUUAUCAGGCUCGAUACCGAGAUGAUCUUGGUUUAGCAUUACAAGAUAUCACUUUCCAGACUCAUGGAGAAGAGAAGAUUGGAAUUGUGGGACGGACUGGAGCAGGCAAAUCAACACUUUCAAAUUGCCUAUUUAGAAUUGUGGAAAGAUCAGGAGGCAAAAUUAUUAUCGAUGGAAUUGACAUAUCAACUAUUGGACUUCAUGACCUUCGGGGCAAACUUAAUAUUAUUCCACAGGAUCCUGUUUUAUUUUCUGGAACCCUUCAAAUGAACCUGGAUCCCUUAGACAAGUAUUCUGAUUGCCAGCUGUGGGAGGUGCUAGAACUGUGUCACUUAAAAGAGUUUGUGCAGUCCCUUCCCAAGAAGCUGUUGCAUGAGAUUUCAGAGGGUGGUGAAAACCUCAGCGUUGGACAACGGCAGCUUGUCUGUCUUGCUCGUGCUUUGCUUCGAAAAACAAAAAUUCUCAUCUUGGAUGAGGCAACAGCUUCCAUCGAUUUUGAGACUGAUAACCUGGUGCAGACCACAGUCAGGAAGGAGUUUUCCGAUUGUACCAUCCUGACGAUUGCUCACAGAUUGCAUUCUAUCAUUGAUUCUGAUAGGGUACUUGUUCUAGACUCUGGAAGGAUUACAGAAUUUGGAACACCACAGAAUUUGAUAUGCCAGAAAGGACUUUUCUUUGAAAUGCUAACAGAAGCUGGAAUAACACAAGAUUCAGUGACAAAAUAAUGAUUUUAGCUGUGUAUUGGUUACACUCAAUAAAAAAUAAGUUAGUAUUUAAAAAAAUGACAAGAAGCAGUGCACAAAGACAGGCCCCUAACUACAUGUUGGCAUAAAUAUCGAUAAGCAUCAUAUUUCUAACUUUCCUGGGCUGUACCCAAACUUAUCUGUUCCAUUCCUGCCCUCUGGAAUAUCGGCCUGCUCCACAGCGCCCAAUGUGCUACAUGCCAUUUGUCCUUUAAAAUCUCUGAGUUCAUCCAGGAGUCACCUUCUCUGUGACAUGUCCCCGAUAUUCCCCUCUGUUCUCCAGUCUGAUCCAGCUGCCCCAUUUCUGUGCCCUCACCAUCCCCACAUGCAUACCCAUGUACCAUGGCAGGGACUCUAUUUCAGUUAUUUUAGUCUGUCUUCCCACUAAUGCUACUUAAAGGCAAGUACCCAGUUUCAGUUGUCUUUGUAUGUGAAGUUCCUAGCAUAGUGAUUUUCAUACAGUUGAUACCCAACAAAUGUUUGAAGAAUGAAUGACUUGGCAUUUUCAAGUAUAUGAUACAGGUAUUUAUAGACAUACAUAAUAUAUGCUGAGCUACUGGACAGUAUAUAAAAUGAUGGAGGAAUCACAAAAAAUAUUAAGAGUUAUUCAGUUGAUUUUGGAAAUAGUGAUUGUAUAUUAACUGAAUUUUCUGGUGUGCUUUAUUUAAAAAAAUAUUUUUACUAUUGACUUUGAAUUAAAAAAUGGUAUUUUCUAUGCAACAUUAUACUUUUGGUUGGGUUAACCUCAGUGACAUAUAUCAGAUGGUAUACAUUCACAAGAAGAUUGUUGAUUUGUAAUACUAAUCAUAUUUUGAAGGACUUUUUAAUUUAGUAGUUUUAUGUAAUACAAGCAAUAUUAUUUCUCUGAGUUGCCCUUCAAAUUUGAAGUAUAUAAAUUUUAAUGGCAUUUUCCUUUCAAGAUGGUUUUAAUAAAAUAUUUUAACAUGUUCUUGAAAAACCA
Messenger RNA from Acinonyx jubatus (cheetah), 5069 nucleotides. RefSeq names its product multidrug resistance-associated protein 1-like. Gene Ontology annotation, cellular component: membrane. Lineage: Eukaryota; Metazoa; Chordata; Mammalia; Carnivora; Felidae. Gene Ontology annotation, biological process: transmembrane transport. The transcript has 28 exons. Gene Ontology annotation, molecular function: ATP hydrolysis activity; ABC-type transporter activity; ATP binding. Bases 206 to 4090 code for a protein of 1294 amino acids. The record is from RefSeq and is a predicted model, not a curated record.